UCAAGUUGAUGGCGAGCAGUCCAGCUACAGGCUGGCUGCGAGUCAGUUGGAAUUGAGUCCUUGCUCCUGGUACUAUGGUAUUUCUGCGCUCGUUUCGGAUCAGUAAUCGAUAUAUAAGUUUCCAUGCGCUGCUCCUGCUUCGAUUCUAUCUGGGGCAGUUUUACUAUUUGGGUCUGCUGCGUCUGCGUUACGAGUGUGCUGGGAAUGCGGUCCGUCUGACGGAGUACAGUGUGACCAUAUCGCGAAUGGUUGCAUUGCCCUUUGCAUACUUUCUGAGCGAUGCCCUGCUCAGUCCUUAUGUGGCCAUGCUGCAUCUGCAACCCUUUCUCUUCGUCUGCUGUUUGCUGUGGCAACCGAGGCGGACUUACGAACGCAGAGUGCAAUUAAUCAAUGGUUUCUUGCGCCUGGCACCGGCUUUGUAUCGACGCAGUCGUCGAAGAUUGAAGUUGUCGUGGUUUUUGGUGCUGCAGUUGCCCUUGAAGCUGCUCACAUUUAAACUGUAUUUGGACAUCUUUGAGCUGUCGAAGACGAUUAUCGACAAGUUGGUGUUUCUAGUGAUCUUUGUGGUGCCCAUUUCAUUGGCUGUUUGGUGCAUGGAUAUCAGCGCCCAUCUGUUCAACAUUUGCCUCAGCCUGCUGCUCAAGUCCUUUGAGCAGCUGAACACGGAAUUGGUCGAGCAGGUGGAGCGAUUGCAUUUGAAGCUCCUGCAGGCGGAUUAUCGAGCUGUGAGACGCUGUCAGCGUCGUCUGUGCUCCUUGCAGCGGCUGCAUGUGGCAUAUGUAAGGAUUACUCAGCAGAUACUCGAUUGUCUGGCUCCCCAAUUAUUGCUGAUUGUGCUCUACAAUAUCACAAUGAUCUUUGCCCUAUCCUAUGCCCAUUGGCAGCGACUUUUCGAUAUCCUGAUAUUGGCCAACGGAUUGCGUCUGCUUUUCCAGUCACUGGAUGCUCUAGUCAUUGCCACAGGCUCGCCAAGGGACACCUCGUGGGCGCAUGUGGCACGCCUCCUUCAGCUGAACGAAGUGCUGGCCAUGCACGGCUGGCUGCAUCGCCAUUGCUGGACAUCCCUACUCGAUAUGGACAGCUGCGAGCAGAGUGUGAGGCGUACGCUGCUUCAGCCCCGCCUUCAGGUUCUGGGACUCUUUACGCCCAAUCGCCGUUUGUUCUUUCGCCUGCUAUUCUGCUACUGCAGCUAUCUGUAUCUGCACUAUAUGUGCAACAAGCGACUCCCAGUCAAGGAGCGGGAGAUAUUCAACGUGAUGCUUCUGUUUUCCAACAGGAGGAAAAGACUCCAACAGGCGCAUAGUCAGAAUGCCAGCUAGGAAGGGGCA
Molecule: messenger RNA, 1328 nt
Organism: Drosophila grimshawi
Lineage: Eukaryota; Metazoa; Arthropoda; Insecta; Diptera; Drosophilidae
Gene: Grl58a
Exons: 1
Coding region: 75-1319 (414 amino acids)
Source: RefSeq, a predicted model, not a curated record